Messenger RNA from Salvia hispanica, 1321 nucleotides. Its product is annotated as putative E3 ubiquitin-protein ligase RHC1A. The record is from RefSeq and is a predicted model, not a curated record. NCBI's taxonomy places the organism in Eukaryota, Viridiplantae, Streptophyta, Magnoliopsida, Lamiales, Lamiaceae. Gene Ontology annotation, molecular function: ubiquitin protein ligase activity. Gene Ontology annotation, biological process: protein ubiquitination. Gene Ontology annotation, cellular component: cytoplasm.
UUUUGUGAUUCCAUUGCUAAAUCCUUAAUUUAGGGAAAUUGUCGCAAUCUCCUGCAUUACUCUCUCUCUCUAUCUCUGGAAAAGUUCCGGGGCUGGAGAUUGUGGCUUAUGUUUCGUGUUUAAGAUAAAUAAUAAUAAUAAUAAUGUCUAGUGGUGGAAACACUCAUUGGUGCCACCAAUGCAGACAGCCUGUACGACCUCGAGGCCGUAACUUGGUCUGCCCGUACUGUGAUGGUGGCUUUAUACAAGAGCUGGCCGAAGUUAUGGGCACUCACUCCGGUGAUGGUUCUGGACUCGGGUUUAUGCAAGAUCCAAGAUUUGGUAUUAUGGAUGCGUUUGCUGCCCUAAUGAGGCGCAGGAUGAUAGGAAGGGACCCGAACUUUGAUGUGAGAGGACGAACAAGUGUGGGCGUUGGCCCCAGGCCUCCUGGCCAAUUAUUGAUAUACCAUGGCCAAACUCCAGUUGCUGUCGAUCCAUUUGAUUUCUUUUUUAGUGAUGGACAUGGAGUGGGGCAAAGACGAGCUGAUUCUGGUGAGAUCUUUAUGGGGCAACGACGGGCUGAUUCUGGUGAUUUCUUUAUGGGGCAUGGGUUACAGGAACUGAUAGAGCAGCUGAGUGUGAAUGACAGGCGGGGUCCUCCUCCAGCACCGCGUUCCGCGAUUGAUGCUAUGCCAACCAUCAAGAUUUUGCAAAGGCAUCUCAAUACAGAUGCUCACUGCCCAGUUUGUCAAGAUAAGUUUGAAUUGGGGACAAGAGCUAGACAGAUGCCAUGUGAUCAUAUCUAUCAUUCAGACUGUAUUGUGCCUUGGCUAGUGGAACAUAAUUCGUGCCCUGUCUGUCGUGUUGAGCUGCCUUCACUAGACUCUGCAAAUUCUCGUUCUAACUUGAAUCAGAGAGCAGUGAAUGCAAGUGACAACAGCAGCAGAAGGGACAUCAGUAACUCUCAGAGUCAAGGGAGGUGGAAUCCAUUUACAUUUCUGUGGCCUUCAAACUCAUCGAAUCAGAACACUCAACGCCAUUCAGGAACUGAAGGAAACGGUGCAGCAGCUCCAAAUGAGGAGCAUAGCAGAACGCGCUGGCCUUUUGACUAUUGAUUUUACAUCUGCAAUGCUCCCUCUUUUUAUUCGUUUCUCAGUCGUGUUUGUUGUUGUCUGCCUCGAAAAAGUCAGUUUCUGGUUGUUAGUAAAUCCCUUUUGGAGUGAAAACGAUUUCCCUACCUGUAUGCUAAACUUACACCACAUAUGAAAAGAUCAACCCCACAUGUCCUUACAAACUUGUGCCUCCAUAUAUUUUAGUAUCUCUUGAUUUUUUUUGCGCUCGA